Molecule: messenger RNA, 5784 nt
Organism: Mya arenaria
Lineage: Eukaryota; Metazoa; Mollusca; Bivalvia; Myida; Myidae
Product: fibropellin-1-like
Exons: 43
Coding region: 202-5172 (1656 amino acids)
Biological process (GO): Notch signaling pathway; axon guidance
Cellular component (GO): cell surface; plasma membrane; signaling receptor complex
Molecular function (GO): calcium ion binding
Source: RefSeq, a predicted model, not a curated record
ACCGGAAUCACUUUCGAUAACGCAACCGCCUGGGCAUACUGUGAGGAUGCGUUCAACAUUACGGUUUUAAAAAUUUGUUCACAGCUAAAGAAUUUUACGCAAACAGAUUAUUUGCAAAACUGUGUGGAUGACAUUUUGGCAAUAAAUGACACUGUUUUUACACCAACACAUGUCGACUUGCAAUAGAAGAAAUGCUAUUCGAUGAUGUCCGCAUCGCUUCCACCACCAGCAGAAGCCUUCAAAAACAUUUCACUUAUAGUGGACGGGAAAGAAGUAGAAAAUAUCACGGAUGAUGUCAUUCAGGAGUCCUUAGAACCUGAAUACACGACAGAAGUGUUGAAUGAGAUUGCCACCAAUGACUGCCCACAAGAGUGCUUCGGACGUGGGAAUUGUAACAACGGAACUUGUGAGUGUAACGAGGGAUUCGCCAGUUCAGAUUGCUCUGUAGACCUAUCAAAACCUGUGACUAUGUACGGAAUCCCGGACCGAGGAUAUUGUGAUUUGAAAUACAGACCGUGCGAAAGAACUUCAGUAUUUGGCACAAACAUUGCUACUACAGUCAAGUGUUAUUUGCAACACUACUGGGUAACGAACACUUCACAUAGGUAUACAGAGUUUACAUUUGAGACGGAGGGAUAUAUGCUUGCCCCAGACGAAAUCAAAUGUAUUUUGCCAACCGCAGAACCGACAAUCCCCGAUGGGUUUUUGGCAUUGGGAUACAAUGUUUCUCUUAGCAACGAUGGCAAUCUGUAUAGCGUCGAAGAUAUGAUCAUAGUUUAUGACAGUGAUUGUGUAAAUUGCACGAAGCUUGGCUCUGAAGUCAUAUGUGAAAGAAUAGACGGUUCCUGUAUGAAAGAUGGUUUGUGCUACGUUCAGAGCGAGUAUAUAGGCUGUUCAGAAUGCUCCAAUGCCCUUGGUGGAGACGUUACUUGGAUUUACCAAUGUGCCUUGACAGGAUGUAAUCCUUGUUUGAACAAUGCUAUAUGUAUCAAUGGCUACGAAGGAUAUAGUUGCAUGUGCGCAGAUGGCUGGAACGGGACACAUUGCGAGCAAAAUAUCAAUGAAUGUGAAAGCAAUCCCUGUGUAAACAACGGAACCUGUAUUGAUGGUGUGAACGGUUAUACUUGCGCCUGCACAGAUAGGUGGGAAGGACCGAAUUGCGAUUUAGACAUCGACGAUUGUCUUACCAACCAUUGCCAAAACAACGGUAGUUGUGAAGACGGUUUCAAACAGUACACAUGCAAAUGUGCUGGUGGCUUUGAUGGAACUCAUUGUGAAAACGAGAUUCCAACCUGUGAUGGAGAACCUUGUCAGAAUGGUGCGACAUGUCAUGAUAUGGCUGACGGGUAUUCUUGUACAUGCGCUGUUGGAUUUUCCGGAACCUUUUGUGAAAUAGACAGAGACGAGUGUGAAAAUGUUUCAUGUAAAAAUGGAGCAACUUGCAUUGACGGCGCUAACAGCUUCACUUGUCGGUGCGAUGUAGGAUGGGAGGGCACACAUUGUCAAAUAAAUACGGACGAUUGUGCUAGCGGCCCUUGCAUUAACGGUGCCACAUGCACUGACAGCAUUAACAACUAUAUCUGUACGUGUGUAGAUGGCUGGGAGGGAGAAAAAUGUGCAAUCAAUGUGGACGAUUGUGCUAGCGACCCAUGUGUGAACGGAGCCACCUGUACUGACGCAAUUAACAACUUCAACUGUUCAUGUGUUGAUGGCUGGGAGGGAGCAACGUGUGCAAUUGAUACGGACAAUUGUGCUAGCGAACCAUGUAGCAAUGGAGCGACCUGCAUUGACGGCAUUAACAGCUAUACUUGUGCAUGUGUUGAUGGCUGGCACGGACAAGCCUGUGAACGUAAUACGGACGAUUGUGCUGGCGACCCUUGUAAGAACGGGGCCAUUUGCAGUGACGGCAUAAACAGCUACACCUGUUCAUGUGUUGACGGCUGGGAUGGACCAACCUGUGAAAUUAAUACGGACGAUUGUGCUGGCGACCCUUGUAAGAACGGAGCCACUUGCAGUGACGGCAUAAACAGCUACAACUGUUCAUGUGUUGACGGCUGGGAUGGACCAACCUGUGAAAUUAAUGCUGACGAUUGUGCUGGCGACCCUUGUAAGAACGGAGCCACCUGCAGUGACGGCAUAAACAGCUACACCUGUUCAUGUGUUGAGGGCUGGGUUGGACCAACCUGUGAAAUAAAUACAGACGAUUGUGCUGGCGACCCUUGUAAGAACGGAGCCACCUGCAGUGACGGCAAAAACAGCUACACCUGUUCAUGUGUUGAGGGCUGGGAUGGACCAACUUGUGAAAUAAAUGCUGACGAUUGUGCUGGCGACCCUUGUAAGAAUGGAGCCACCUGCAGUGACGGCAUAAACAGCUACACCUGUUCAUGUUUUGACGGCUGGGAUGGACCAACCUGUGAAAAUAAUACAGACGAUUGUGCUGGCGACCCUUGUAAGAAUGGAGCCACCUGCAGUGACGGCAUAAACAGCUACACCUGUUCAUGUGUUGAGGGCUGGGAUGGACCAACCUGUGAAAUUAAUGCAGACGAUUGUGCUGGCGACACUUGUAAGAACGGAGCCACUUGCAGUGACGGCAUAAACAGCUACACCUGUUUAUGUGGUGAGGGCUGGGAUGGACCAACCUGUGAAAUAAAUGCUGACGAUUGUGCUGGCGACCCUUGUAAGAAUGGAGCCACCUGCAGUGACGGCAUAAACAGCUACACCUGUUCAUGUAUUGACGGCUGGGAUGGACCAACCUGUGAAAUAAAUGCUGACGAUUGUGCUGGCGACCCUUGUAAGAACGGAGCCACCUGCAGUGACGGCAUAAACAGCUACACCUGUUCAUGUGUUGAGGGCUGGGAUGGACCAACCUGUGGAAUAAAUGCAGACGAUUGUGCUGGCGACCCUUGUAAGAACGGAGCCACCUGCAGUGACGGCAUAAACAGCUACACCUGUUUAUGUGGUGAGGGCUGGGAUGGACCAACCUGUGAAAUAAAUGCUGACGAUUGUGCUGGCGACCCUUGUAAGAAUGGAGCCACCUGCAGUGACGGCAUAAACAGCUACACCUGUUCAUGUAUUGACGGCUGGGAUGGACCAACCUGUGAAAUAAAUGCUGACGAUUGUGCUGGCGACCCUUGUAAGAACGGAGCCACCUGCAGUGACGGCAUAAACAGCUACACCUGUUCAUGUGUUGAGGGCUGGGAUGGACCAACCUGUGGAAUAAAUGCAGACGAUUGUGCUGGCGACCCUUGUAAGAACGGAGCCACCUGCAGUGACGGCAUAAACAGCUACACCUGUUUAUGUGGUGAGGGCUGGGAUGGACCAACCUGUGAAAUAAAUGCUGACGAUUGUGCUGGCGACCCUUGUAAGAAUGGAGCCACCUGCAGUGACGGCAUAAACAGCUACACCUGUUCAUGUAUUGACGGCUUGGAUGGACCAACCUGUGAAAUAAAUGCUGACGAUUGUGCUGGCGAUCCUUGUAAGAACGGAGCCACCUGCAGUGACGGCAUAAACAGCUACACCUGUUCAUGUGUUGAGGGCUGGGAUGGACCAACCUGUGGAAUAAAUGCAGACGAUUGUGCUGGCGACCCUUGUAAGAACGGAGCCACCUGCAGUGACGGCAUAAACAGCUACAACUGUUCAUGUAUUGACGGCUGGGAUGGACCAACCUGUGAAAUAAAUGCUGACGAUUGUGCUGGCGACCCUUGUAAGAACGGAGCCACCUGCAGUGACGGCAUAAACAGCUACAACUGUUCAUGUAUUGACGGCUGGGAUGGACCAACCUGUGAAAUUAAUGCUGACGAUUGUGCUGGCGACCCUUGUAAGAACGAAGCCACCUGCAGUGACGGCAUAAACAGCUACACCUGUUCAUGUAUUGACGGCUGGGAUGGACCAACCUGUGAAAUAAAUGCUGACGAUUGUGCUGGCGACCCUUGUAAGAAUGGAGCCACUUGCAGUGACGGCAUAAACAGCUACAACUGUUCAUGUAUUGACGGCUGGGUUGGACCAACCUGUGAAAUAAAUGCUGACGAUUGUGCUGGCGACCCUUGUAAGAACGGAGCCACUUGCAGUGACGGCAUAAACAGCUACACCUGUUCAUGUAUUGACGGCUGGGAUGGACCAACCUGUGAAAUAAAUACGGACGAUUGUGCUGAUGUCCCAUGUGCACUCGGAGCCACAUGUACUGACGGUAUUAAUAGCUUCACCUGUUCAUGUGGCAGUGGCUGGAAGGGACCAACCUGUGAAAUAAAUGCUGACGAUUGUGCUAGCGAACCCUGUAAGAACGGAGCCACCUGUACUGACGGCAUAAACAGCUAUACUUGUUCUUGUGCUGAUGGCUGGGAAGGACCAUCCUGUGAACGUACCUUGGCAACCAAAACAGAUGACAUACCACUCAAAAUAGUAUUUAACAUUCCGUUGGAGGAACUAGCAUCCUCAAAUCUAACUGACCCCAACACUGUCAAAGAGCUGAUCAAUGCGGUUGAACCACCGCUGGUUCAACACUUCCAAACAAAGAUGGGGGGCUCUUUCGUAGGCUUGACAAUAACAGGAUUCUCGAGAGGUAGUUUAAAGGUAGACAUAAUAGUGAACAAAAAGACAACCGAGAAAGGUGCAGCUGACUUUGUUGACGCAGCGUUGAGUGUAACAGAUGUCACCGUAGUUAUGAACAACGAAAAGUAUGGUGCAUCAGUUCUCUCCAUCGGAAACCUGAUCGUUGAUGAAGAAACCCAGGACGGAAGUGAUUACUUAUGCCAAUUAUUUUCAGCAGCUAAUGGCCAUUGCCCUCCACAAACGGAAUGUACUGUUAUUGACUCAACACCUGUUUGCAUAAACGUUCCUCGGGAAUCCACUUCAGCAGACCUGCAUUUAAUCAUAGGGCUUGUUGUCGGACUGUCAUCAGUGAUAUUGUUCGGAUCAAUGACGAUCAUUUACUUUACGAAAAUGAGAAAACAAAAAACGGGAAGGAUUUUCAGUGUCGAUAGAUAUAAAGCAAAAAAGAAGUCGCGGUACACUUUUCCUUCGGUAAAAACAAGACACCAUAGAGAACUUUUUAAGUUGCCGGGAAGGUCUUCAGACAGACACACCCACAGUACAUCAGGAAGGAACCAACAUUGGCCAGAUGACGCUCGUCCUAGAUCUUGUUAUGACGAACUUGAGGAAGAAUACACAUGCUAAUGAUGAUACCAAUCAACAAUGACCCGGUACAGCGGAACUAUUACAUCCAAAGAAACCUACAGACUAAUAGUGUGAAUAUUUGUGAAACAUAGAUUUAUUCAUUAUAAUACAUCUUUAAUAAAAUGUGUGCUGAUUGGAUAUUUUUAUAAGUUCCAAGAUGUUUGAGAACUGAUGUAUAGUGUGCUAUUUGAUUAUAAAUGUAUAUGUUAUUAGUAAAUAUCUAAGAUCACAUGCCCUACGGUUGAAAGUAUGUUAAAGGUGUGCGCGUAUUGAUAUAUUGAUUUACGUUAUUAUGCUUUGAUUUCAUAAUCGAGAAUAUUAAUCUGUUCUAAUAAUGACAAAUGUAACUUGUCAAUUACACUGAUAGUUUGUAUUCGUGAAAUAUUGUGACAAUGAGUUUUAUAGUAAUCACUCGUAUGUUCGUUUGUUUGUUUGUUUUUCUAUCUAGUUGUCAAAGAAUAGUACGUUUCUAAUAGUCUAACCCAUUUGCUGAAUGUUUGUUAAUUUAAUAGUAUAUAUACUUACCAAUAAUAGGAUGGAUACACAUGUUCCAAAUGUAAUUAAUCCUCAAAUAACAUAUCAUGUAUUAUUAAUAAACUGCUUUAUCAAAUA